Choloepus didactylus (southern two-toed sloth) is the source of this 1147-nucleotide messenger RNA. Its product is annotated as translation initiation factor IF-2-like. Lineage: Eukaryota; Metazoa; Chordata; Mammalia; Pilosa; Megalonychidae. The record is from RefSeq and is a predicted model, not a curated record. The transcript is spliced from 4 exons. Bases 1 to 969 code for a protein of 322 amino acids.
AUGCCGGCGCGGCCGGGGCCCGGGGGGCGGCUCGGUGCGGGCCGCGGGCGGCCGGAGGAGGCGGCGGCGUCCGAGGUCACCGGCGGUGGCGGCGGCGGGGCCGGUCAGCACGCCGGCGGGCUGGGCUCCUGGGCGGGCGGCCGCGCGCCGCACCGGCAGCCGCCGUGCGGGUCCAUGGCCUGCGGAGGCAAGCAGAGAAGACUGGGUGACUCGGGGCUCGGCCCCGGGCGGCUCGCGCGUCUCCCCGGCACACACGCGCGCCCGGAAACCCCCGCGCACACGCACCCACCCGGCCGCGCGCGGCACGGAGAGCUUGGUCGAGCCGGCCGCGCCGCCUUGUCUCCGCGGCCCGCGGGAUCCUGCGGCGAGGGCGCCGCGGCGAAGAGGCUGCAGGCUCGGCUGGCGGGACUGGGCACCCGCCGCCCCCACCUCCAGGUCAACGCCGGGACCCCGAGCUGGCUUCCCCAAGCCCCGGGCGCCCCGCGCCGGCCGCCGGCGUCACCUGGUCCGCCACGCCGCAGUGCCCGGGCUGCCCGCCCCGAGCCCGGCGCUUCCCGACAAGCUGGAACAAUCACCCCGCCCCCCAAUCGAAUGCGUCGCGGAUCGCCCACCGCGGCUCGGAGGCCGCGCGGAACGCCUGGAGAGUCUGCAAUUGUUGUCUCUCAACGCCCCAACCGGCCCGGACUUUCUCCCUCCGGCGCAAGCGGGAAGCUCGCCGAGCCCAGGCCGGUCUCCGCGCGCCGGGGCGGCCCCAAGACGCGGAGUCUGCGGCGCGCGGCUUGGGCCCUCCUGCUGUCCGCGGCCCGGUCCAGCGGACCUUCGGCCGCCGCAGCACCCCACCACCCCCCCUUCUGUGUUCCAGGCCCACCCGACACGGCGCGGCCGGUCCGAGGCGAAAUCAGAGACAACUUGAGACGCAGGCCGCCCCACAGUGACAACAAAGCGAUUAAGAUGUUUUCCACUUGGUGACUACCAUUUUAAAUUGCUACAUUUACUGCUCCGGGUCUAACAACAUCUUAUUUGCAGACUGUUUUGUCUCUGAUUUAAUCUGUAACCGAAAACAAUGUAUUAAAUGAAUACAUAUUUGCUCAACUGAUAAGUUUUUUAAAUAUUUAUUAGGAGGGCUUUUGCACUGUAAAUAAAUGGA